UGCGCCGCCCGCCCGUGGCCUCUCGCUCGCAGGCUGUCCCCCCCGCCCCGCCGGCCCCGCGCCCUGGUCUCGCGCCAUGGCGGCCGCCGCCGAGGAGCCGUUCCCGUUCCACGGGCUCCUGCCCAAGAAGGAGACCGGCGCCGCCGCCUUCCUCGCCCGCUUCCCCGACUUUGACGGGCGAGGGGUGCUGCUGGCCGUGCUGGACACCGGCGUGGACCCCGGGGCGCCGGGCAUGCAGAUUACAACUGAUGGGAAACCGAAGAUAAUUGAUAUAAUUGACACCACAGGCAGUGGUGAUGUAACUACAUGUACCAUUGCAGAACCUAAAGAUGGAGAAAUUACUGGUCUUUCUGGAAGAAUUUUAAAGAUUCCAGCAAACUGGGUAAAUCCUUCAGGAAAAUAUCAUAUUGGCAUAAAAAAUGGCUAUGAUAUCUAUCCUAAAGCUCUUAAGGAGAGGAUUCAGAAAGAGCGCAAGGAAAAGCUCUGGGAUCCUGUUCACAGGCUGGCUCUAGCAGAGGCCUGUAGGAAACAGGAAGAAUUUGAUGCUGCUCAUAGCUCUCCCUCACAGGUAAAUAAGCUAAUAAAGGAAGAACUUCAAAAUCAAGUGGAAUUGUUGAAUUCUUUUGAGAAAAAAUACAGUGAUCCUGGUCCAGUAUAUGAUUGUGUAGUGUGGCAUGAUGGUGAGACCUGGAGAGCCUGCAUAGAUACAAGUGAGAAUGGUGACUUAACUAACUGUACAGUGCUGAGAACCUACAGAGAGGCCCAGGAAUAUGGAUCUUUUGGAACAUCUGAGAUGUUGAAUUAUUCUGUGAAUAUAUAUGAUGAUGGAAACCUCCUUUCCAUUGUGACAAGUGGAGGAGCACAUGGAACACAUGUGGCUAGUAUUGCAGCUGGAUACUUUCCAGAAGAACCAGAACGAAAUGGUGUGGCUCCUGGAGCUCAGAUUCUUGCAAUUAAGAUUGGUGAUACAAGACUAAGUACAAUGGAAACUGGCACUGGUCUAAUAAGAGCUAUGAUAGAAACAAUAAAGUACAAAUGUGAUCUCGUCAACUACAGCUAUGGGGAAGCGACACACUGGCCAAAUUCUGGGAGAAUUUGUGAAGUGAUUAAUGAAGCAGUAUGGAAACACAAUGUAAUCUAUGUUUCAAGUGCAGGAAAUAAUGGUCCUUGCCUUUCUACGGUUGGAUGUCCUGGUGGAACUACAUCUAGUGUAAUAGGUGUUGGUGCCUAUGUGUCACCUGACAUGAUGGUUGCUGAAUACUCUCUGAGGGAAAAACUGCCAGCAAAUCAAUACACUUGGUCAUCCAGAGGGCCUAGCACUGAUGGAGCCCUUGGAGUAAGUAUCAGUGCCCCAGGAGGUGCUAUUGCUUCUGUCCCAAACUGGACUCUGCGGGGAACACAACUCAUGAAUGGCACAUCCAUGUCUUCUCCCAAUGCAUGUGGAGGCAUUGCGUUAGUACUGUCAGGACUCAAAGCUAAUAAUGUUCAUUACACUGUUCAUUCUGUCAGAAGAGCAUUAGAAAACACUGCAGUGAAAGCUGAAAACAUAGAAGUAUUUGCACAAGGACAUGGUAUUAUUCAGGUUGAUAAAGCCUAUGACUACCUCAUUCAGAAUUCAUCAUUCACAAGUAACAUCGGCUUCACAGUUACUGUCGGCAGCAACCGUGGAAUCUACCUCAGGGAUCCAGCCCAGAUAGUGGCACCAUCUGAUCAUGGGGUUGGCAUAGAACCUGUCUUUCCUGAGAAUACAGAAAACACUGAAAGAAUAUCUCUCCAGCUUCAUUUAGCUUUAACUUCAAAUGCACCAUGGGUUCAGUGUCCUAGUCACUUAGAGCUCAUGAACCAGUGCCGGCACAUAAAUAUUCGUGUAGAUCCACGUGGCCUGAGAGGAGGAGUACAUUACACAGAGGUGUGUGGAUAUGAUACAGCAAUGCCUAAUGCAGGCCCUCUGUUCAGAGUUCCAAUCACUGUUGUUAUACCAACAAGAGUAGAUGAAUCAUCAAGCUAUGACCUAACAUACACAGAUGUUCAUUUUAAACCUGGUCAGAUCCGAAGGCACUUCAUUGAUGUUCCACAGGGAGCUACGUGGGCUGAAGUGACAGUGUGUUCGUGUUCAGCUGAGGUGACUGCCAAGUUUGUGCUUCAUGCCGUUCAGCUCGUGAAACAAAAAGCAUACAGGAGUCAUGAGUUCUACAAAUUUUCAUCCUUACCAGAAAAAGGCUCAAUUACUGAAGCAUUUCCUGUCUUAGCUGGAAAAACCAUUGAAUUUUGUGUUGCUCGGUGGUGGGCAAGCCUUAGUGAUGUUAGCAUUAAUUACACAAUUUCUUUCCAUGGUGUACUUUGUGGUGCUCCUCAACUAAACAUGCACGCUUCAGAAGGCAUCGUACGGUUUGAUGUUCAGUCCCUGCUGAAAUACGAAGAUAUUGCUCCAUGUAUAAAUCUGAAAAGCUGGGUUCAAACGCUCAGACCAGUGAGUGCAAAAAUAAAACCUUUGGGCUCCAGAGAUAUUUUACCAAAUAAUCGUCAACUGUAUGAGAUGAUUUUGACCUAUAACUUCCAUCAGCCUAAGAGUGGAGAAGUAACUCCAAGCUGUCCACUUCUUUGUGAAUUGUUGUACGAAUCUGAAUUUGAUAGUCAACUCUGGAUUAUUUUUGACCAGAACAAAAGACAAAUGGGUUCGGGAGAUGCCUAUCCACACCAGUAUUCUGUGAAGCUGGAAAAAGGAGAUUACACUAUUCGGUUACAAAUUCGUCACGAGCAGAACAGUGAGCUGGAUCGCAUCAAAGACCUGCCAUUUAUUGUUUCUCAUAGGUUGUCUAGUACCUUGAGCUUAGAUAUUUAUGAAAACCAUAGCCUUGCUCUCUUAGGGAAGAAGAAAUCCAACAGUUUGACAUUACCGCCAAAACACAGUCAGCCAUUCUUUGUUACAUCUCUGCCUGAUGACAAAAUACCUAAAGGAGCAGGACCCGGAUGUUAUCUUGCAGGAAGUCUUACUCUGUCUAAAACAGAACUUGGAAAGAAAGCUGGGCAGUCUGCAGCAAAGCGACAAGGAAAAUUUAAAAAGGAUGUCCUUACUGUUCAUUAUCAUCUGAUACCAUCACCAUCAAAGAGUAAAAAUGGCAGCAAAGAGAAAGAAAAAGAACAGGAAAAAGAAAAAGAUGCAAAAGAAGAAUUUGCUGAAGCUUUAAGAGACCUAAAAAUACAGUGGAUGACCAAGCUGGAUACCACUGACAUGUAUAGUGAGUUGAAAGAAGCAUUUCCUAAUCAUCUUCCUCUGUAUGUUGCAAGACUUCAUCAGCUGGAUUCUGAAAAGGAACGAAUGAAAAGACUUGAUGAAAUUGUUGAAGCUGCAAAUACAGUAAUCUCUCAUAUUGAUCAAACAGCAUUAGCAGUAUAUUUUGCCAUGAAGACUGAUCCCAGGCCUGAUGCAACUACUAUAAAAAAUGAAAUGGAAAAACAGAAGAGUACUUUAGUGGAUGCACUUUGUCGAAAGGGAAGUGCGCUGGCUGACCAGCUUCUUCAUCUGCAGGCCCAAGAAGGGGCUGCUUCCAGUGAUGCGGAAGGCAAAGAUGAGGAUCAUGAGAGCUGCUCAGAAGCUUUGACAGAAACAUUCUGGGAAACAACAAAAUGGACUGAUCUUUUUGACAGCAAGGUUUUGACUUUUGCCUAUAAGCAUGCAUUGGUAAAUAAAAUGUAUGGAAGAGGUCUCAAGUUUGCCACAAAACUUGCAGAAGAAAAGCCAACAAAGGACAACUUAAAAAACUGCAUUCAGCUAAUGAAGUUGCUUGGAUGGACUCAUUGUGCAACUUUCACUGCAAAUUGGCUUCCUGUGAUGUAUCCACCCGAUUAUUGUGUAUUCUAGAGAAUCAACAACUGUAAAAUUACAAUGAUUUUAUAUGGGACAGGAUAGGAAAAGAGAAGUUUGACUUUUUAUUCGAACGCAUGUUUUCAUUACUGAAUGCUGAUUAUUAAAUUGUGUGUAUUUAUCAGUAAAGGCACCUGGGUAUGGCUUAAUACCUGUUAACCUAACUCCUGUCAUCAGGGAGUUUCCUUAUUGUGCAUCCCAUUGCUGGCAAUGGAUGUGCCAGAACUGCCAACAUCAAGGAUUUGGAAUUAGUUUGGAAAGAAUUGCUGCAUGCAUGUUAUGUUCUGAAUUGUUACUUUUAACUGCAAACUGGUAAAAGUUCUGUAUUUUUUAUGGUACACUGAAUUUUAACAUGUUUGAUCUUAAUUUCAAUUGUAUGAAGGCCUUAAAGCUACUUCAAGAGUAGCUAAAAUCUUACUUAUUAGAUGAAAAUAAUGGACACCUGUAUUGUUUGCAAGAGUUUACAUUUAAUGUUUUUAAGAAAAAUUCAACCUCUCAAACUGUUGCAAUGUUUCUCAGAAUUCCUGAUGCAUAGGUACUCUUGUAAAUUUUCAGAACUCUUCAUUUUGGAGUGAUUUCAGGCAAACUCAGAAAUCCUGGUGAAGCUGACUAUGAUGACAGGC
This is a messenger RNA of Poecile atricapillus (Black-capped chickadee), 4488 nucleotides long. It is a transcript of the gene TPP2, whose product is annotated as tripeptidyl peptidase 2. Gene Ontology annotation, biological process: proteolysis. NCBI's taxonomy places the organism in Eukaryota, Metazoa, Chordata, Aves, Passeriformes, Paridae. The record is from RefSeq and is a predicted model, not a curated record. Bases 77 to 3862 code for a protein of 1261 amino acids. Gene Ontology annotation, molecular function: tripeptidyl-peptidase activity; serine-type endopeptidase activity. The transcript is spliced from 30 exons. Gene Ontology annotation, cellular component: cytosol.